AUCAAAUUUAUGUACGUGAAACCUUUACCCUCUCUAACUCACAUUGGUAGAUACUAUGUCCGCAUCAUAAAGGACUUGUCAGUCGUCAAACAAAUCCCAGCUGGCUCAACAGUGCUUGUUGGAGGCUUUGGAUUAUGUGGUAUUCCAGAGUGCAGCAUCAAUGCCUUAAAGGAGGCAGGCACAAAGAAUAUCACUGUAGUCAGCAAUAAUUGUGGCACCACAGAUCUUGGAUUAGGAUUACUUCUAAAUAAUGGGUAAUUGAAGAGAGUGAUAGCCUCAUAUGCAGGAGAAAAUCACAAUUUAGCCAAAUAGUACUUUGAUGGAACUUUGGAGUUAGAAUUAGUCCCUUAAGGCACCUUGGCUGAAAAAUUGAGAGCCGCUGGUGCUGGUAUUCCUGCAUUUUACACACACACCGGAACAGAUACAGUUGUAGAGAAAGGUGGAAUUCCCAUCAAAUAUAGCAAGGGUGGAAACUCAGUUGAAAUUGAAUCUAAACCAAAACCUGUUGAAUAUUUCAAUGGCAAGAAGUACAUUAGAGAAGAUUCUAUUUGGGGAGACUAUGCCUUGAUCAAGGCCAAUGUUGCUGAUACCAAUGGUAAUCUUAGAUUUGUGGGAACAGCCAGAAAUUUCAACCAAGACAUGGUCAAAGCAGCUAAAGUUGUUAUUGCAGAAGUCGAUUCCAUUGUGCCAGUUGGAAGCUUUGGAUUUGAUCAAGCACACGUCAAUGGAAUAUACGUUGACUAUCUCUAUUAAGGCAAUAACUAUCUGAAGACUGUCGAGAGAUUAGUUUACGAUUAAAGCGUAUAUGAUAAGAAUAAAGAUAUCAAGCCAUAAGGAAAAUAGAAUGCAAUAAGAAAUAGAAUUGCAAAGAGAGCAGCCUAAGAAUUCAAAAAUGGCAUGUAUGUUAAUUUGGGCAUCGGAAUCCCAACUCUCAUACCAGCAUUUCUUGAUUCAAGCAUGACAAUUCAUUUCCAUACAGAAAUUGGUGCAAUUGGAGUUGGUCCAUAUCCAAAAUUAGGCCAAGAAUUAGGUGAUCUUUAAAAUGCAGGAAAAGAGUCAUGCACUUUGAAUCCUGGUGCUACCACUUUUGAAAGCAGUGAAUCAUUUGGCAUCAUCAGAGGAGGACAUUUAGAUAUGACUGUGUUGGGAGCGAUGUAAAUUACAAAACAAGGAGAUAUUGCUAAUUGGGUUAUACCAGGAAAGAUGGUUAAAGGAAUGGGAGGAGCAAUGGAUUUAGUGGCUUCUGGAUCUAAAGUGUUAGUUGUUAUGGAACAUACUGCCAAAGGAGAAGUUAAAUUUGUUAAUCAAUUAUAAUACCCAGCAACAGGAAUGAACAAAGUCAGCCAAGUUAUCACAGACAAGGCUGUGUUUGUUAAGAGAGAUGGCCAAUUGGUCUUGACUGAAAUCUCUAGUGAUACUACACUUGAAUGGGUUAGAGCCAAUACUGGAUUUGAAUUGACAGUCGCUGACGAUCUAAAAACCUUCUAAGUUUGAUACAAUAU
Molecule: messenger RNA, 1502 nt
Organism: Paramecium tetraurelia
Lineage: Eukaryota; Ciliophora; Oligohymenophorea; Peniculida; Parameciidae
Exons: 5
Biological process (GO): ketone body catabolic process
Molecular function (GO): succinyl-CoA:3-oxo-acid CoA-transferase activity
Source: RefSeq, a predicted model, not a curated record